AUGAACGACAGGACGAUCUGCCUCGUGGUGGGCAUCUUCUCUGUCCUCAACACCAUCCAGUUCCUCAUCUUUGACCUGAACCACAUUACAGCUGUUGGCUACGAGGACCAAGUCAACAUCUAUAUGGAAACCAAAUCUGAGGUAGUGUCUUGGAUGAUGACCCACAAGAAGAGCAUCAGCGUUGUCUUAUCCACCAUCACCAUCAUGUUCAGCCUGUUGCUUCUCUACAGCAUCCGCUGGAACAAGUACAUGGGGCUGCUGUGCUACGGCAUGUGGGUCAUCACCUAUGAGCUCAUCAGUUUCUCCAUGGUCGUGCGCAUCAACGGGAUCAUCAAAGAGCAGUUCAAGGAGCUGAGUUACCUGUACUUGAUCUUCCAAAUCUCCCGUAUGCUCUUGCACUUCCUCUGUCUGCCUUUCCUCACCAAGCAUACCUACACUCUUUACAAGGACCCCAAGAUCUUAAGUAAAACAGGCCGCCGCAGGCAUUCCUCCAUCAGUAUGGUCGAUUCGUGGCCCCCUGUUGGGAUGGGAACGUUGUACCGCAAGUUGAACUGA
Neomonachus schauinslandi (Hawaiian monk seal) is the source of this 555-nucleotide messenger RNA. RefSeq names its product transmembrane protein 217-like. The record is from RefSeq and is a predicted model, not a curated record. Bases 1 to 555 code for a protein of 184 amino acids. The transcript has a single exon. NCBI's taxonomy places the organism in Eukaryota, Metazoa, Chordata, Mammalia, Carnivora, Phocidae.